Molecule: messenger RNA, 20609 nt
Organism: Coregonus sp. 'balchen'
Lineage: Eukaryota; Metazoa; Chordata; Actinopteri; Salmoniformes; Salmonidae
Source: the annotation of a GenBank genome assembly
AUGGCUGCGGCAAACAAUGGAUCAAACACAACUAGGACCUUUACAAAUCAGUUCGUACAACCGCCUUGGCGCAUCGUGCUAUGGUCCGUCGCGUACAGCCUUGUGCUCGCCGUGGCGGUUUUUGGGAACCUGAUAGUGAUUUGGAUCGUAUUGGCACACAAGAGGAUGCGGACCGUGACAAACUACUUUUUACUCAACUUGGCUUUCUCCGACGCCUCAAUGGCCGCGUUCAACACGUUGAUUAAUUUCAUAUAUGCUGCUCACGGCAAUUGGUACUUUGGAGAAUCAUACUGCAAGUUCCACAACUUUUUCCCAGUAACAGCAGUGUUUUCAAGCAUCUAUUCAAUGAGCGCAAUAGCAGUCGACAGGUGAGCUCUGGAGACAUCAACUUCAAUCUCAUACAUUCUAUUACAUUUGGUGAAAUGCAUUGUAUUGGCCUAUAUUAAAUGUGACAAUUUAUUAUGAUUUAUUUAAUGCUAGGCCGGUUUAGUGUAUAAUAGCCUAAUGUACUGAUUCUAUAAUCAAACCCUAAAAUCAAAUAAGAAAAAGGUAGGCCUAAUGGUAUAUAUAACAAGGCACCUGAUAUUGCUCAGAUGCCAAAAUUUUCAUGCAUCAUAAUAGCCUGUUAUUCAUGCCAUGUAUGCAUACAGGUCAUUAACACAAACACACAAACAAAUGGGAAACCAACCCUCUCCUUACAUUCUGUCAAAAUGAGAAUGAACUGAAUGUAGCUUUUAAUCCACUAUUCUAACUAAUAAAGAUCCUGCGACACAAUGUGCAUCCCAAAUGGCACCCUUUUCCCUGUACUGUAUAUUGCACUACUUUUGAGCCCUAUGGGUGAUGGGCAAAAGUACUGCACUAUAAAGGGAAUAGGGUGCCAUUUGGGAUGCACACAAAAUGAGAAAACGAUUAAGGUUCUUGAGGAUUUGAUCAAGCAUUGCAUUACUAGUUGGUGUAUAAAAGAGAUAGAUUACGUCUAAUGAGCUCCACUGUGCAGCCAACCUAUCAUUAUGGAGGGACGUGCUGAUUAAAUAAUUAAAAUGCAGUACCUGCUGUGAAAUAAUGGCUUUAAGUGCCAAGAGUGCUUAUAUGAAAACUAUACUAACACCAACACACAGACACACACGAGCGAGCAAGCUGCCCCACAUAAACACACGCACGUGUGCAUACACAUGUGUAACGGUUGGUGUGAGGUGUGACCCAGGUGCGGUGCAGUCCUGUGUAGCUCAGUUGGUAGAGCAUGGCGGUUGCAACACCAGGGUUGUGGGUUCGAUUCCCACGGGGGACUAGUAUGAAAAUGUAUGCACUCACUACUGUAAGUCGCUCUGGAUAAGAUUGUCUGCUAAAUGACUAAAAUAUAGAAAUGUGCAGGAUAUACAGUAGGCAGUAGGCAGAGAUGGUGAAACAAGGAUCUUUACUGGUGGUCCCGAAGCCAGAAUACAAAAUAACGGACUUAACACGAUAAAAGAAAGGCGGAGCAAAUAAGUCUCCAAAAACCAUCUGACAGCCGAAAUACUACAUUUACGUCAUUUAGCAGACGCUCUUAUCCAGAGCGACUUACAGUUAGUGCAUACAUUAUUCUUUUUUUAUACUGCCCCCCCGUGGGAAUCGAACCCACAACCCUGGCGUUGCAAACGCCAUGCUCUACCAACUGAGCUACCUCCCUGCCGGCCAUUCCCUCCCCUACCCUGGGCCAAUUGUGCGCUGCCCCAUUGGUCUCCCGGUUGCGGCCGGCUACAGCAGAGCCUGGAUUCGAACCAGGAUCUCUAGUGGCACAGCUAGCACUGCGAUGCAGUGCCUUAGACCACUGCGCCACUCGGGAGGCUACUACUUACGACUGAAACAAAUAACGAAACAGGGGGAACACUUCUCAAGUACCUGUACAUAGGUCUCCAAUCAGACACUGAGUAGUACUGCUGGACAUAGAGAAACUAACAGAGAAAACUGAGCAAGGGAAGUGAGGGCAUAAAUACACAGGUGAACAGGUAGACACAGGUGACACCAAUAGGAUACUUAUUAGUCCAGACUGUGAGUGAGGAGGUGCCUAAGGUUGUCGGAGGAUGACACCUAGUGGGUCGCUCCAGAACUGCGACCCCCUCCUGUAGCACACACUGGAUUUACCCUGCUGUGCUUCUUCUCGGGGUGAAACAUUGCAGGGGCCUCAUUUAUCAAAGGUGCAUGUGGACGAAAAAUACACACAUUUUGCGUGUGCCAGUUUUCCUACAAAAGUUGGUAUCCAUCCAUUUUGAACUUGAUGGGAAAGUGUGUAUCUCCAUGCAUAUCUAAGACCAUGCAUACUCAGAACUUCUAUUGGUUGAUCAACUGAAUUGCAAGCAAAUGUUGUUAUUUUUGGGGGAAAUAGAGUUGUUUGACGCACAGGAAUUAUAAUAAUGGUAGGCUAAUGAAAACAAUAAAACGUAGGCCUUUAUAAAACAGAUGCAUUUGCCUUGGUAAGAAGAUUACAUAGCAGCAUCUCGCCUAAUAGCCUAUAUGUACAUUUAUUAUAUAGGCCUAAAUCAUAAUCAUAUAACAGGGCAUGUCUCUACUUUUCUGACAUAACUGGUUUAUUCCCUCUAUAUAACAAAUAUUAGGCUACCAUUUAUCCAUCGCACAUUUAAUAGCCAACCAUGCUCAAAAGUAAAUAGACCGGUAGCCUAUGACAGUAACGGUAGGCUACAGUAUUGCUGUGCGAUAGGAGCGUGACAUAGCCUAUUUAAUCUCAGAGCCUUUAUCAAGACAGGAGAUAGAAACACAAUCAUGUAUUGAUAAACAAAAUAUUGAACAACAAUUUGUCUUUUGCAUAGAAGUGUGGGCUGUAGACAGCAUUUAUCUUUUAAAUUGUUCAAUAGACAAUCUUGCAGAAUGUGCGGACAGUGUUUGGCACUCGCUAUAGGCAUGAUUUUUUAUUUUUUUUAAGUCACCGCUGAAGAUAAAAACAUUCUGCCCACACCUCUACAGAAACAUCUGAGGAUUUCAGAAAUGUAUAAUGUGUUGGAUAGAUGUGUGAAGAGGUUACAGAAGACAGAAAUGCAAAAAGUGUCCCACUUUUUCGGAAUUCACUCAAAUAACAGUAGCCUACUAAUAAUUAUUUAUGACUGUUUUAUAACCUUAACAUCAAAACAGAAAUAAAUGAGGCCCCAGGUGUCUGGAGGUCAAUUUUAUACCUUUACACGUUGUGCUGCACAGUAGGACUACAGUCCAACAUCUCUUUUCAUCUCACUUUGAAGUUAGUCAAAGGAGUUAAUCUGCCUGGGCAUGAGCACGACCUGACUACUUAUAGGCCUACUGUGGGCCUUUGAUACACAGAAUCAAAGACAGAGCACACACUCAGUACAGGUAUACACUCACGCAGGCAGGCAGGCAGGCAGGCAGGCAGGCAGGCAGGCAGGCAGGCAGGCAGGCAGGCAGGCAGGCAGACAGGCAGACAGACAGACAGACAGACAGACAGACAGACAGACAGACAGACAGACAGACCAGACAGACAGGACAGGACAGGACAGGACAGGACAGGACGACAGGACAGGACAGGACAGGACAGGACAGGACAGGACAGGACAGGACAGGACAGGACAGGACAGGACAGGUAAGGUAGGUAAGGUAAGGAAGGAAAGUAAGGUAAGGUAAGGUAAGUAAGGUAAGGUAAGGUAAGGUAAGGUAAGGUAAGGUAAGGUAAGGUAAGGUAGGUAAGUAGGUAAGGUAGUAAGGUAAGGUAAGUGGUAAGGUAAGGUAAGGUAAGGUAGGUAAGGUAAGGUAAGGUACGGUAAGGUACGGUAAGGUAUGGUAGGUAAGGUAAGGUAGGUAAGGUAAGGUAAGGUAAGGUAAGGUAAGGUAGGUAAGGUAAGGUAAGGUAAGGACUGAGGAUGAAACCUGACAGUCUAGCAGUAAGUUCUGGGGAAAUGGAAUCUAUGUUUACCGAAAACCAAACAAACAGCACUGUUGAAUCCAAUUAAAGAUAGACUGGGAAGAGUCAGAGUCAAUCAAUCAUAACUAGCUCCACAUGGGGCAUCCUUUGUUUUAAGUACCUGAGAUACUGUAAAUAUAUGUUAAAGCAAUCUGAAAUUGGGCACAGACACAGAGACACACUGCUCCAGAGAAGAUCGGUAUUUCAUUUACUGUUUGAUUUGACAUCGUAGUAUUUCAACCUGCGGUCUGGCUUUUGUCAAGAGGAGCUUGUUUAAUUCACGUUCGGAAAAUGGAGGCCUCAAUGUUUGACAACACUCAGAACUCUCCAGCGAGACAGAAACAACACUCGCAUCUCAUCCUCUUCUUUGUCGCUUUUAUAGUUGAUCAAACACAGCCACCGCCAAAUAUAUUUUUGUAAAUACAAAUGAGAGCUUAUAAAGAAUGCAGUUGUACAACAAGACAUUUCCCACUGGGCACAGAUGUCAAUUCAACGUCUAUUCCACGUUGGUUCAACGUAAUUUCAUUAAAAUUAUGUGGAAAUUAUGUUGAUUCAACCAGUGUGUGCCCAGUGGGUGCUGCAUACUAAAUUGUAUGCAUUAACUUUAGUCAGGGCAUAAGCGCUACUCAAAAUAAAAAAAGUCAUAUACAGUCAAUGAAGUAGACCAGACACAGCUGCGAUCACAUUGGUGUCUAUGGGAGAGCCACCGCUUAAGUAGACCGGAACUGUGACAAUGUUUUUUAAUUGUAAACGGCCUGAGUAAGAAAUCUUCAUUUAUCCACCAUCUUUGCUUUCACACCCUGACUGACCUUUUGACCUCUUGAACUGUUUCAGUGACCAUUUUAUAGACUGACGGACAGGGUCUGGUAGUGCUCCAGUCCUCCCUGUUAGACUUGGAAAGCAUAUCAACUCCCGUAGAAAUGGCACUAUGGUUGUUGUGCGUAACCUAAUUUCUGUUCCUCUAACGCCGCCUUUUAGUGAGUUUAUACAAACUGUCAUAUCUUACCAUUCUGAUAGAUUGGAGAAAAAAUUUGGUUGUAAUGUUAAUAAUUUGGUUGUUAUUCCAUUGGUUACCUCGAGGCAGAUGCCCCAGGGGCAGAGUGGCCCAAACUCAUUGAAUAUGACACUUUUAAAUGUUAGAGCAAUCACUAGUAAAACCUUUCUCGUGAAUUACCUUAUUACUGAGCGCAAAUUUGAUUGCAUCUUUCUCACUGAAACAUGGCUGUCUUCAGACUGUAGUGCCGCUCUAAUUGAAGCCUCCCCCCGGACUACAGCUUUUCAUACUCUAUCACAAAAGGGAAAAAGGGUGGGGGAACAGCCUCCAUUUUUACUAGUGCUCUCAGCUGUAAGGACAUUUCAUUUGGCAACUUUGGGUCUUUUGAGCAUCAUGCUAUACUGUUUAAAUGUCAACCACCAGUGCUGGCUAUAACCCUGUUUAGGCCACCAAAGCACUGCCCCACAAUUUUGACUGAUUUCUCUGAACAAUUGUCUGUUGUCCUUGAGAACAAUAAUAAAAUCAUUGUGUUGGUCGAUUUCAAUAUUCAUGUUGACAAAGAGACUGACUCCAAGGCCAUUGAAUGUAUUAAUAUUUUUAUCCAACAUGUUACUGGGCCCACCCAUAACUGUGGCCAUACUCUGGACCUGAUUAUUACAGAGGGGCUUUCUAUUGACAAAUCCUCUAUUGUUUACGUCGCUUUAUCUGAUCAUCAAGUUGCAGGUCCAUUAUGAUAUUCUGAGAGAGCAACUUGGCAUAUAUAACAAGGCAAUUAGAAAUGCCAGACAGGCCCAUUUCUCUAACUUGAUCAUUAAUAAUCAGAAUAAUUUGAGAGUGCUAUUCUCGACCAUUGAUGGCCUGAUAAAUCCUACCCCCGCAAAACUAUAUGAACUUUCCUCCACAUCUAAAUGUGAUGAGUUAGUGGCAUAUUUCAGAGAUAAGAUGACCAACAUUAGGCUGGGUAUCAGUCAAACAAGACCUGAUGAGAAGUAUGAUGAUAUGUGCCCUAGCGUACCACGCAAAGGCACUAUGGAGUUAUUUUCUCUGGUUGAUACAGACAUGCUCAGGAAAGUGAUAUCACAACUUAAGCCUUCUACCUGUCUUAUCGAUCCUAUCCCCACCACCUUCUUCAAAACAGUUUUUAAUUGCAUAUCUGAAGAAGUGCAAGCUAUUGUUAAUCACUCCCUGUUCACAGGCACUUUCCCCACUACACUAAAAACUGCUAUGGUGAAAUCCCUUCUGAAGAAAAGUAAUCUAGAUUUUUCAGCUUUUAGCAAUUUUCGGCCAAUCUCCAACCUUCCAUUCUUAAGCGAAAUUCUGGAGAAAUAGUUUUUGCUCUUUUUUAAGUGGGAACUGUAUUUUUGAAAAAAUUCUAUCUGGUUUUCUUGCCCACCACAGCACAGAGACUGCCUAAGUUAAAGUGGUAAAUUAUCUUAGAGCCAACACAGAUGCCGAAUAGUUCUCUGUCCUUGUACUCUUGGAUUUAAGUGCUGCAUGAUGAUGUCCUUCUAGACAGACUGGAGAGGUGGGUUGGUCUCUCUGGUCCAGUUCUAAAUUGGUUUAGGACCUAUUUCACCGGUCAAGAGUUUUUUGUCACCCUUAGUGAACAUAACCCAGAGAAAAUACAUAUCCCAUGUGGCGUUCCACAAGGUUCGAUUUUGGGUUCAGUUUAUAUAUAUGUUGCCCCUUGGCAGCGUUAUCAGAAAGCACAACAUUGAUUUUCACUGCUACGCAGACGAUACACAGCUUUACAUUUCUGUGUCACCAGUACAUUUUAGCUCCACAGAUAAAUUAUUAGACUGUAUUAGUGAUUUAAAUACUUGGAUGGCUCACAACUUCCUCCAGCUAAAUCAAGACAAGACCGAGGUACUUACUAAAGCACACAGAAUCUGGCCACAUAUUUUAUUUCACAGUCAAAUAAGAUAGAACACCAGAUAAAAAACAUAGGUGUCAUUUUACAUUCUGAACUCAAUUUCGAAUCACACAUUAGGAAUGUGACCAAAAUAGCUUUUUACCACCUGAGGAACAUUGCCAAGGUGUGGCCGUUUCUAUCUCAGGCUGAUACAGAGAGACUCAUUCAUGCUUUUAUUACAAGCAGGCCUGACUACUGUAAUGCUCUCCUGUCUGAUCUACCCAAGAAAGCCAUUGGCCAAUUGCAAAACAUAAAGAAUGCAGCAGCACGGCCAGAAGGAGAGCACACAUUACACCGGUUUUAAAGUCUCUGCACUGGCUUCCUGUGAGUUUGAGAAUUAAUUUUAAGAUUCUUCUUUUGGUUUUUAAAUCAAUCCACAAUUGUGCACCCCAAUACAUGUCAGACAUGCUUUUGAGUAAUGUACCCAGUAGGUCCAUCAGGUCCUUUAGCACUGGCCUUUUAACUAUCCCAAAGCCUAGGACCAAGAUGCAUGGAGAGGCAGCCUUUAGUUACUAUGCCCCCAGCCUCUGGAAUAGCCUGCCAGAGAACCUGAGGGGGGCCAAAACUGUGGACAUAUUUAAAAUAUAUCCUUAGGGAGAUUUUUUAGUCUUUCAGUUUUAAUUGUUAUUCUUUAGUUUUUUAUCCUGUUAUGUUUGUAGUGUAGUAAAUAUUUCUGUUUUUAUUUUCAUAUUUUUUUUUUUAUUUAAGUUUUUUCCUGUUAAGCGCAUUGCGUCGCAUUCAUGUCUGAAAUGUGCUAUAUAAAUAAAACUUGAUUUUUGACAUCCCUGCAGGUACAUGGCCAUUAUCCACCCACUGAAACCCCGGCUGUCAGCCACAGCCACCAAGGUGGUGAUUGUGUGUAUCUGGGCGCUGGCCGUGGUGCUGGCCUUCCCCCUCUGCUUCUACUCCACCAUCCGCACCCUGCCCCGCCGGACCAUCUGCUACGUGGCCUGGCCCCGGCCCUCGGACGACUCCUUCAUGUGAGUGAGACACUCCGGGUGCAUCUCAAUAUUAUAAAGUGGCUUCCUUUACUCACCUGCUCUUGUUCAUCUUCACUGAUCUGAAAACAGUUUUGGGUUGGUUGGAAAUGAAACUGUAUAUUGAGGUAUGAAACUGUAUAUUGAGGUGAACUUGCUGCUGAUGGUUUGUGUGUGGUUGGAUUGAAAACCUACAGGAGGGUAGCUCUCCAGGAACAGGGUUGGAGAGCCCUGAUGUAAGGCAAUUAACAUGGCCAAUAAUACAGGCACUAGUCAAACGCACAUACAAUCCCAGUCAAAAGUUUGAACGCACCUACUCAUUCAAGGGUUUUUCUUUAUUUUUACUAUUUUUUACAUUGUAGAAAAAUAGUGAAGACAUCAAAACUAUUAAAUAACACAUAUGGAAUCAUGUAGUAACCAAAAAAGCGUUAAACAAAUCAAAAUAUAUUUUCUAUUUGAGAUUCUUCAAAUAUCCACCCUUUGCCUUGAUGACAGCUUUGCACACUCUUUGCAUUCUCUCAACCAGCUUCAUGAGGUAGUCACCUGGAAUGCAUUUCAAUUAACAGGUGUGCCUUCUUAAAAGUUAAUUUGUGGAAUUUCUUUCCUUCUUAAUGCGUUUGAGCCAAUCAGUUGUAUUGUGACAAGGUAGGGGGGUAUACAGAAGAAAGCCCUAUUUGGUAAAAGACCAAGUCCAUAUUAUGGCAAGAACAGCUCAAAUAAGCAAAGAGAAAUGACAGUCCAUCAACACUUUAAGACAUGAAGGACAGUCAAUCUGGAACAUUUCAAGAGAUUUGAAAGUUUCUUCAAGUGCAGUCGCAAAAACCAUAAAGUGCUAUGAUGAAACUGGCACUCAUGAGGACCGCCACAGGAAUGGAAGACCCAGAGUUACCUCUGCUGCAGAGGAUAAAUUCAUUAGAGUUACCAGCCCAAAUAAAUGCUUCACAGAGUUCAAGUUACAGACACAUCUCAACUGAUGUUCUAGCAGUGUCUGAAUCCUGGCUUAGGAAGGCCACCAAAAAUUCUGAAAUUUCCAUCCCCAACUAUAACAUUUUCCGUCUAGAUAGAACUGCCAAAGGGGGUGGAGUUGCAAUCUACUGUAGAGAUAGCCUGCAGAGCUCCAUCAUACUAUCCAGGUCUGUGCCCAAACAGUUUGAGCUUCUACUUCUAAAAAUCCACCUUUCCAGAAAUAAAUCUCUCACUGUUGCCGCUUGCUACAGACCCCCCUCAGCCCCCAGCUGUGCCCUGGACACCAUAUGUGAAUUGAUUGCCCCCCAUCUAUCCUCAGAGUUCGUACUGCUUGGUGACCUAAAUUGGGAUAUGCUUAACACCCCGGCCAUCCUACAAUCUAAACUAGAUGCCCUCAAUCUCACACAAAUUAUCAACGAACCUACCAGGUACAACCCUAAAUCCGUAAACAUGGGUACCCUCAUAGAUAUCAUCCUGACUAACUUACCCUCUAAAUACACCUCCGCUGUCUUCAACCAGGAUCUCAGCGAUCACUGCCUUAUUGCCUGCGUCCGUAACGGGUCCGCGGUCAAACGACCACCCCUCAUCACUGUCAAACGCUCCCAAAAACACUUCAGCAAGCAGGCCUUCCUAAUUGACCUGGCCCAGGUAUCCUGGAUGGAUAUAGAUCUCAUUCCGUCAGUAGAGGAUGCCUGGUUGUUCUUUAAAAGUAAUUUCCUCUCAAUCUUAAAUAGACAUGCCCCAUUCAAAAAAUACAGAACUAAGAACAGAUAUAGCCCCUGGUUCUCCUCAGACUUGACUGCCCUUGACCAGCACAAAAACAUCCUGUGGCGUACUGCAUUAGCAUCAAAUAGCCCCCGCGAUAUGCAACUUUUCAGGGAAGUUAGGAACCAAUAUACACAAGCAGUUAGGAAAGCAAAGGCUAACUUUUUCAAACAGAAAUUUGCAUCCUGUAGCACUAACUCCAAAAAGUUUUGGGACACUGUAAAGUCCAUGGAAAAUAAGAGCACUUCCUCCCAGCUGCCCACUGCACUGAGGCUAGGAAACACUAUCACCACCGAUAAAUCUACAAUAAUCGAGAAUUUCAACAAGCAUUUUGCUACGGCUGGCCAUGCUUUCCACCUGGCUUCCACUACCCCGGCCACCAGCUCUGCACCCUCCGCUGCAACUUGCCCAUGCCCCCCCCGCUUCUCCUUCACACAAAUCCAGACAGCUGAUGUUCUAAAAGAGCUGCAAAAUCUGGACCCCUACAAAUCAUCUGGGCUAGACAAUCUGGACCCUUUCUUUCUAAAACUAGCCGCCGAAAUUGUCGCAACCCCUAUUACUAGCCUGUUCAACCUCUCUUUCGUAACGUCUGAGAUCCCCAGAGAUUGGAAAGCUGCCGCGGUCAUCCCCCUCUUCAAAGGGGGUGACACUCUAGAUCCAAACUGUUACAGACCCAUAUCCAUCCUGCCCUGCCUCUCAAAAGUUUUUGAAAGCCAAGUCAACAAACAGAUCACCGACCAUUUCGAAUCCCACCGUACCUUCUCCGCUAUGCAAUCCGGUUUCCGAGCUGGUCAUGGGUGCACUUCAGCCACGCUCAAGGUCCUAAACGAUAUUAUAACCGCGAUCGAUAAUAGACAGUACUGUGCAGCCCUUUUCAUUGACCUGGCCAAGGCUUUCGACUCUGUCAACCACCGCAUUCUUAUUGGCAGACUAAAUAGCCUUGGUUUCUCAAAUGACUGCCUCGCCUGGUUCACCAACUACUUCUCAGAUAGAGUUCAAUGUGUCAAAUCGGAGGGCCUGUUGUCUGGACCUAUGGCAGUCUCUAUGGGGGUGCCACAGGGUUCAAUUCUUGGGCCGACACUUUUCUCUGUGUAUAUCAAUGACGUCGCUCUUGCUGCUGGUGUCUCUCAGAUCCACCUCUACGCAGACGACACCAUUUUGUAUACAUCUGGCCCUUCAUUGGACACUGUGUUAACAAACCUCCAAACGAGCUUCAAUUCCAUACAACACUCCUUCAGUAGCCUCCAACUGCUCUUAAACACUCGUAAAACUAAAUGCAUGCUCUUCAACCGAACGCUGCUUGCACCCGCCCACCCGACUAGAAUCACUACUCUCGACGGGUCUGACCUAGAGUAUGUGGACAACUACAAAUAUCUAGGUGUCUGGUUAGACUGUAAACUCUCCUUCCAGACUCACAUUAAGAAUCUCCAAUCCAAAGUUAAAUCUAGAAUCGGUUUCCUAUUUCGCAACAAAGCCUCCUUCACUCAUGCUGCCAAACAUGCCCUCGUAAAACUGACUAUCCUACCGAUCCUUGACUUCGGCGACGUCAUUUACAAAAUAGCCUCCAACACUCUACUCAGCAAAUUGGAUGUAGUCUAUCACAGUGCCAUCCGUUUUGUCUCCAAAGCCCCAUAUAAUACCCACCACUGUGACCUGUACGCUCUUGUUGGCUGGUCCUCACUACAUAUUCGUCGCCAAACCCACUGGCUCCAGGCCAUCUACAAAUCACUGCUAGGCAAAUCCCCGCCUUAUCUUAGCUCAUUGGUCACCAUAGCAACACCCACCCGUAGUCUGCGCUCCAGCGGGUAUAUCUCACUGGUCAUCCCCAAAGCCAACACCUCCUUUGGCCGCAAUUCCUUCCAGUUCUCUGCUGCCAAUGACUGGAACAAAUUGCAAAAAUCUCUGAAGCUGGAGACACUUAUCUCCCUCACUAACUUUAAGCAUCAGUUGUCAGAGCACCUUCCCGAUCACUGCACCUGUACACAGCCCAUCUGAAAUUAGCCCGCCCAACUACCUCAUCCCUAUAUUGUUAUUUAUUUUGCUCAUUUGUACCCCAGUAUCUCUAUUUGCACAUCAUCUCUUGCACAUCUAUCAUUCCAGUGUUAAUACUAAUUGUAAUUAUUUUGCACUAUAGCCUAUUUUAUUGCCUUACCUCCAUAACUUGCUAAAUUUGCACACGGUAUAUUAUAUGUAUUUCUGUUGUAUUUUUGACUUUGUUUUGUUUUACCCCAUAUGUAACUCUGUGUUGUUGUUUUUAUCGCACUGCUUUGCUUUAUCUUGGCCAGGUCGCAGUUCUAAAUGAGAACUUGUUCUCAACUGGUUUACCUGGUUAAAUAAAGGUGAAAUAAAAACAUAUAUAUACAGGCCUUCAUGGUCGAAUUGCUGCAAAGAAACCACUACUAAAGGACACCAAUAAGAAGAAGAGACCUGCAAAUUGUAGAUUUUUGGUUCCAACCGCUGUGUCCUGGUGAGACGUGGUGUGGGUGAACGGAUGAUCUCUGCAUGUGUAGUUCCCACCGUAAAGCAUGGAGGAGGAGGUGUUAUGGGGUGGGGGUGCUUUGCUGGUGACACUGUCUGUGAUUUAUUUAGUAUUCAAGGCACACUUAACCAGCAUGUCUACCAUAGCAUUCUGUAGCAAUACGCCAUCCCAUCUUGUUUGGGCUUAGUGGGAAAAUCAUCUGUUUUUCAACAGGACAAUGACCCAACACCCCUCCAGGCUGUGUAAGGGCUAUUUGACCAAGAAGGAGACUGAUGGAGUGCUGCAUCAGAUGACUUGGCCUCCACAAUCCCCCGACCUCAACCCAAUUGAGAUGGUUUGGGAUGAGACGGACCACAGAGUGAAGGAAAAGCAGCCAGUAUAUGUGGGAACUCCAUAUAUGUGCUCAGUAUAUGUGGGAACUCCUUCAAGACUAUUGGAAAAGCAUUCCAGGUGAAGCUGGUUGAGAGAAUGCCAAGAGUGUGCAAAGCUGUCAUCAAGGCAAAGGGUGGCUAUUUGAAGAAUCUCAAAUAUAACAUAUCUUUUGAUUUGUUUAACACUUUUUUGGUUACUACAUGAUUCCAUAUGUGUUAUUUCAUAGUUUUGAUGUAGAAAAUAGUAAAAAUAAAGAAAAACCCUUGAAUGAGUAGGUGUGUCCAAACUUUUGGCUGGUACUGUACAUCCAAAUAUACUCAAAACUCAAUAGUAACUACAAUAUGAAAAAGGAUCUAAGUAACAUGAUCAAUAUCUACACAAACAUACAUAGGCAAUGGAGUUACUUAGAUACCAACAAAGAAUACGAUCAAUAAUGGCACAUAGACAAACAUAUAAAAUGUGCUCAAAUCAAAGGUACACGAUAAAGGAGCACAAACUCAUACUGAACAAAAAUAUAAAUGUGACAUGUAAAGUGCUGGUCCAAUGUUUCAUGAGCUGAAAUAAAAGUUCCCAGAAAUGUUCCAUAUGAACAAAAAGUUUGUUUCUCAAAAAAAUAUUACAUACAUGUUAGUGAUAAUUUCUCCUUUGCCAAGAUAAUCCAUCCACCUGACAGGUGUGGCAUAUCAAGAAGCUGAUUAAACAGCAUGAUCAUUACACAGGUGCACCUUGUGCUGGGCACAAUAAAAGGUCACUCUAAAAUGUGUAGUAAUGUGCCCAACUGUCACACCCUGGCUCUGGGGACUCUAUAUGUUGAGCCAGGGUGUGUAGAUUCUAUGUGUUUGAGUUCUGUGUUGUAGUUCUAGUGGUUUCAUUUCUAUGUUGGCCAGUGUGGUUCUCAAUCAGAGGCAACGAGUGUCAGCUGUUGCUGGUUGUCUCUGAUUGGGAACCACAUUUAAACAGGCUGUUUUCCCACAGUAGUUGUGGGAUCUUGUUCCUUUUGGUUUGUUCCGUGUUGGUUGUUUAACCUAGGACGUCACGUUAUUCGUUUAUUGUUUUGUUCGUGUUAUCACUUUGGAUAAUAAAGUAUGUUUGCCUUCAACGCUGCGCCUUGGUCUACUCCGUUCAACGAUCGUGACACCAACGUCGUUUUAGAGAAUUUGGCAGUACGUCCAAACAGCCUCACAACCACAGACCAUGUGCAACCACGCCAGCCAGGACCUUAACAUCUGGCUUCUUCACCUGCGGGAUCGUCUGAGACCAGCCACCUGGACAGCUGAUGAAAUUGUAGGUUUACACAACUGAAGGAUUUCUGCAUAAACUGUCAGAAACCGUCUCAGGGAAGCUCAUCUGCGUGCUCGUUGUCCUCACCAGGGUCUUGACCUGACUGCAGUUCGGCGUCCUAACCAACUUCAGUGGGCAAAUGCUCAGUUUCGAUGGCCACUGGCACGCUGGAGAAGUGUGCACUUCAUGCAUUAAUCCGGUUUCAACUGCAGAUGGCAGACAGCGUGUAUGGCGUCGUGUGGAGGAGCAGUUUGCUGAUGUCAAUGUUGUGAACAGAGUGCCCCAUGGUGGCGGUGGGGUUAUGGUAUGGGCAGGCAUAAGCUACGGACAAAACACAAUUGCAUUUUAUCGAUGGCAAUUUGAAUGCACAGAGAUACCAUGACGAGAUCCUGAGGCCCAUUGUCGUGCCAUUCAUCUGCUGCCAUCACCUCAUGUUUCAGCAGGCCCCAGCAGGCCCCAUGUCGCAAGGAUCUGUACACGAUUCCUGGAAGCUGAAAAUGUCCCAGUUCUUCCAUGGCCUGCAUACUCACCAGACAUGUCACCCAUUGAGCAUGUUUGGGAUGCUCUGGAUUGACGUGUACGAGUGUGUUCCAUUUCCCACCAAUAUCCAGCAACAACGCACAGCCAUUGAAGAGGAGUGGGACAACAUUCCACAGGCCACAAUCAACAGCCUGAUCAACUCUAUGCGAAGGAGAUGUGUUGCGCUGCAUGAGGCAAAUGGUGAUCACACCAGAUACUGAUUGGUUUUCUGAUCCACACCCCUACCAUUUUUUAAAGGUAUCUGUGACCAACAAAUGAAUAUCUGUAUUCCAGCUCAUGUGAAAUCCAUAGAUUAGGGCCUAAUGAAUGUAUUUCAAUUGAAUGAUUUCCUAUAUGAUCUGUAACUCAGUAAAAUCUUUCAAAUUGUUGCAUGUUGCAUUUAUAUUUUUGUUCAGUGUACUUUGAAUAAACACAUCCUUUAAUAAUUGUGGGUAUCAACAAAGACUGGAAUUAACUGAAGGUUUGUCAGGUUGCCACAUUGAUUGCAUACAGGUGAGUUAAUUUAAGGUGGUGAGUGUCCCGCUUCUGGAGGAAGAACUGGGUGGCGAUUGGGUAAUUGGACAGUCAGUCCGUAUGAGUAGGGGAAUUUCCUACACACAUACAUACAUACAUACAUACAUGUCUGUCUGUCUGUCUGUCUGCUCUACUGUCACAACCAGUGCAGACUAGUUAAGGAGGAGAGCAAACUAGACUACUGAAUAAAAAUGUGAAUUAGAUUAAAUAUAAUCUGCAGAAUUACCAUGUUUUCCAUUACAUUCACAGGAAUGCUCUGCUUUUCCUUCCUCUUACAGCUAUUUAUUAUUCUCUGGUAUACAGGUAUCAUAUCAUUGUGACGGUGCUGGUGUAUGUGCUGCCCCUAGUGGUAAUGGGUAUCACGUACACCAUUGUGGGGGUGACGCUGUGGGGAGGAGAGAUCCCGGGGGAAGCAUCAGAUAACUACCACAGCCAGCUCACAGCCAAGAGGAAGGUAACGCAAAAAUACAACUCCAUUAUACACAUGAGGUCCAUUGGUAAAGCAUGUGUAAUCCAUUUGAAAACCAAUGUGUCAACCAUUGAUUGAAUGCAGUAGAUUCAGCCAUUCAUUUUAACUGGCACAAUCAUGAGACGUCCCAAUUGUCUUAGUUUCAUUCACUCCAGUUAAUUUGGUGUGAGGACUAGAAUACUGUAGGCCUUUUAGAAAUGUGGUUCUGAAAAGAAUUUCUGCAAACAAUAAUAAUACACUGAACAGGCACUUCUGGUGGAUUUGAGGGUUUUUCAGUGUUUGACCCAAUACAUUGUCAUUACAAUAAUUGAUGUAGCUAUACCAUUGAAAAAAUAGCUGACCCUGUACAUGGCACAAAGAUCUCUCUGUGUUCCCCACUGGAUUUGGAGACCCAUCAGGUAAUCCAGCAUUACGCAGGGAAACAACAGAGAUUAGUCUCCUCUUUAGAGAUUACAAUGCAUUCCAUUAACUGGACACAGUGUAUCUCAUCAUGCAUCUUUGCUUGGAGUCCAGGCUCCGUAUGUAUCAAGCGUCUCAGACUAGGAGUGCUGAUCUAGGAUCAGGUUCCCCCUGUCCAUGUUAUCGUAUUCAUUGUGAUCUAAAAAGCAAAACAUAAAUCAUAAAUCAGCACUCCUAUUCUGAGAUGCUUGAUAUAUACGGCCCCUGGUCCCCACAGUUAUCCAUAAAGAUUCAGGUCAUUUGAACCCGUAUGACUAACAUCUAUUAUGCCAGAUGUGGGUUUAACAUUACAGGAGCACAGAUUAUAGAAAGGCAACGCCCAAUACGACAGGUCUAGAUAUGGGAAUUAUUGGGAUAUGGGAUUAUUCCAGGACACCCUGUGAGGGAACCCAGUCUUUAUUUCAGGGUUGUUAUUGUUUUAUUAAUGAGGAUUACACUCAGAUUACGAGGGAUCAGCACACCUGGUUCUUUGUUUUGGAGAGAUAGGCGAGGCCAUGAAACCGUAAUCAUUUACAGUGACUUAUCCAGGGAUGUAACCUGUGAUCCUGCCUGACAUUUGACCUCGGGACCAGCACAUGUUUGGUGUUGUUACUUGCUCUUAUCUUAUUUCAGAACUGAUUCUCUUUUUGAUUGUUUUAUAGUUUUGUUGUUGUUGUUGUUGUUGUUGUUGUGAAAUGCACCUCAAUAAAGCUUGAUAUCAUCUGAUUUAGUUUGAGCAACGCAGUGAAGGAAGGUUAGUGAACCUUGCACUUAUACACAGUUCCAAUUGCUCAGUGGGUUUGAAUGGGCCACAAAUACAGACUAGAAGUCAUUUAGGAUAAAAGCAUCUGCUAAAUGACUGCAUCAUUUUGAUAAGCCUGUUGCUGGAUUUGCCAUUAACGUCCCUGCCAAACCCUUUUUACCAUAGCUAGAUGAGGGCUGUGAGAGGUUCAUUAGGCUGAAUGUCACCCAUUGUCAAACCAUCAGGUCCUACUCUGUGGUUAGUUGAAAAGUAAUUGUUAAUUAGGUCAGCGAUCUGUUCCCACCCAGCUCAAUUUAACCAUGCUGUGACAGCUUCAGCAGACCACCAGUGUUCUCGCGUCAACUACCUGUAACCUGCUGUGUCUUACGUCAUGGAUACCCUUUCUCCUACUUUGUGUAGCUCCUAUUCUGAGUGCUCCAGAGAGGAUUCCACCAGACAACGUUUGCUCGUCAUUAGAUGCAGAGUCCCAAACACACUGUACAUACAAAGAGAUGCCACUGCUUCAUAAGCUUUAUGCCACAUUAUUAAUCAUCCAGAAGAUGAUGCAGGUGGAGCUAGUUGAUCCUUGAUUAUAAGAUCCUAAUUGUUGUUGUUCAUAAACAAGGUGACUGACAGCUUGAUUGAUCACUUGAUUAUCCUUUCCCUGUCAGGGGUUAAUGAAUAAGGUUUGACCUUCAUUUCAAUGUGAUCCCUUGUCAAAGCUGUGAAACCACUUUCGAAAAGCUAAAGAAUGUAAAUGCUGAUUUCAUAACCGAAGAGUGCUUUGGAAUGUUUUCAUACAUGAAGACAUUAACUAUGAACCACUCUAAACAACACCUUCUUCUAAUUAAUUAACUUAGCCUAACUUGUUUAACCCAAGCAGCUGUCGUCUAAUGGUUUUAGCCUUUUUUGGAGUUGUAUUCAUGUGUGCCCCAACAGACUGCAAUCACGACCAAAUCAUUCAUCGUCAGAUGCCCUUGUUGUUGUUCUCCGCAAGACUAUCCUUAGUCUGUGAUGAAGGGCUAACACCAGCUGUGAGUCUUCUCCACUAAAGUGAGAUUGAAUUCAGUGCUCCUACAUCAAGGCUAUUCAAUUUCGACCUUAAGGGACUGAAGUACUGCUGUAUUUGGAUUUAUUUUCUACUUGGUAGUUAAAAGGAUAGUUCGGCCAAAUAACAAAGUGACAUAUUAGUUUCCUUACCCUGUAAGCAGUCUAUGGACAAGGUAAAAUAGCAAUCCAUGCUUUGGUUUUGUUUACAUGGCCCCUAUCUCCAAAUGCUAACUUACUUUGCAUUCUUGGCCCAAAACCAAUGCAAGUCAACAUCCCUGAUAUUAGCAUUUUUCGCGUAUUAUAUGUAAACGUGUUAAACAUGACCAAGCCCAGAGACAUACUGUUAAUCUAAAUCUUUAGGAUGUCUAUAUCUGUGGGAUAUACAGUGCCUUGCAAAAGUAUUCAUCCCUCUUGGCGUUUUUCCUAUUUUGUUGCAUUACACAAACCGGGUAAGUUAAUUGUUUGUUAUAUUGGAUUCUGUAAUGGCCAUCAAGUGAAAUGGACAAAAAAUCACUUUUCAUAAAUUAUAGAGAAUAAAUAACGGACACAGUGGUGCUGCAAUCAUAUUUUACAUUUCAUCUUGUAGCAGGAUGUUUUAUCAGAGCGACUUACAAAUUGUGCACAAUUAGAUAGCCAGUGGGACAAACCACGUAUUUUCAGUUUAGAGUAUUUGAGACUGGGACAGAGGUUCCCCUUCCAGCAGGACAAUGACCCUAAGCAUAAUGCUAAAGCAACACUUUUUUAAGGGGAAACAUUUAAAUGUCUUGGAAUGGCCUAGUCAAAUCCCAGACCUCAAUCCAAUUGAGAAUCUGUGGUAUGACUUAAAGAUUGCUGUACACCAGCGGAACCCAUCCAACUUGAAGGAGCUGGAGCAGUUUUGCCUUGAAGAAUAGGCAAAAAUCCCAGUGGCUAGAUGUGUCAAGCUUAUAGAGACAUACCCCAAGAGACUUGCAGCUGUUAUUGCUGCAAAAGGUGGCUCUACAAAGUAUUGACUUUGGGAGGGUGAAUAGUUAUGCACAUUCAAGUUUUCUGUUUUUUUGUCUUAUUUCUUGUUUGUUUCACAAUAAAAUAUAUUUUGCAUCUUCAAUGUGGUAGGCAUGUUGUGUAAAUCAAAUGAUACAAAACCCCAAAGAAUCCAUUUUAAUUCCAGGUUGUAAGGCAACAAAAUAGGAAAAAUGCCAAGGGGGGUGAAUACUUUCGCAAGCCACUGUAAAGCCUUUUCCACCAUUUAGUGCUUUGCAUGCAAUGCUACUGCACAUUAGUUUCCCAGACAAAGAUUAAGCAUACUGCUGGACUAAAAAGCAUGCUCAAUGGAGAAUCUCAAAGGUUUAGCGAAUGUAGGUUAAAUCUAAAGAGUAAACUGACAGAAUAGAAUCUGUGUGAAAGGCUUUGAGGAGUUUCUUUGAGCUCAGACUGUUUGACUGACAGACUGACCAUUCAUUGGUGGUCACAAUCACUAUUGCUCAAUGGCUGGCAGCCAUCUUGUCACAUGACAUUCUGAGCAUAGUAUAGUUGACUAGACUAUAUCAUGAGAUUACCUACUGUACCUGUUAUAGUGAUGACACAGUAGUAACACAAUAGCGAACACAACAGUGAGGAUACAUGGACAAAGAUCUUCCUCGCUGACAAGACGGACAAAGUGCAGUUUGCAUGGUUCAGGCGUGUCUGAGCUUUGAUAUUCAGGUAGUCUCGUGUAAAGAGACAAAGUCAAAUUCUAUCAGAUGAAACUUCUCAGAACUCCUCCAUACAAGGCAACAAAGUUCCAACUUUUUGCGAAAGCAGAUCUGAUUUCAAGUUUCGAAAUGCUCUUUGAGGAUUUUAAAUGACACAAUCAGUUCAUGAAAUUCACAGGAUCUUUGAAGUGAGCUGGUUCCUUUGUGAUGGCUCUAGGUUGUCAGGUUAGGGAAUGCAUCUAAUUAUUUUGUGGCUCUACCAUCUCCAAUGUAUGGACCGUUGGACCAUCAAUGGUUGUUCUGACCAUUUUUGUGUAAAUUAAGCAAUUGUCUUUUGAGGUUGUGUGAAUGACAGUUUUGAAAGGGGUUGUUGUGAUGAAAAAAGUAUAUCCUAGAUUGCUGCGGCUUCCAGUACAGAAUGAAAAUGCCAACCUGAUGAUUAAUCAAUCAUGGUGCCCACGCUUGUGAGAUUAUAUAUUCGGCGUCAAACAUUCUGUCCAUCUCAGAAUCAGGCACUCUGUGAAACUUGGCAUGAGGUGGCCGACCAACUGUUGAUCGACAUCUUGUCUCAGAGCUACACAGAAUAAAGACAAUGUACUUUAUUUUUCCUAUCUCUCUCUCUAUCUCUAUCUCUCUCUCUAUCUCUCUCUCUCUCUCUCUCUCUCUCUCUCUCUCUCUCUCUCUCUCUCUCUCCUCUUUUCUUUUUCUCACCUUCCUUCCCUGUCUCUCUAUUCCUCCCAUCCUCCCACUAUCCCCUUCCUAACCAGGUGGUGAAGAUGAUGAUCAUUGUGGUGGUGACCUUCGCCCUCUGCUGGCUGCCAUACCAUGUCUACUUCAUUGUGACGGGCCUCAACAAGGCUCUGAUGAGGUGGAAGUCCAUCCAGCAGGUCUACCUGUCAGUGCUGUGGCUGGCCAUGAGCUCCACCAUGUAUAACCCUAUCAUCUACUGCUGCCUCAACAGCAGGUAGGAUCCAGCACCUUGGUGCUGUUCAGUAGGAACCAAAACAUAAGAUGAAGAUAAGCCUUUCCCAUAAAUAAUUUAGAUGUUCUGUUCAAAAAUGUUUUCUUCUUUGUGCCUACUGAACACAACCUAGGCAACCACUGGCUAGAUAAAUAAGACCAGAUGAGAAAACUACCAGUGUACCUUCUUUAGAAUUCAUUAGCCACCUCUCAAAUGUGAAAUAUCUGACCAUGCACUCAUUGUAUGUCUGUCUGGUUUGGGUUGUGGUUUGGAUACAGGUUCCGGGCGGGCUUCAAGCGGGCGUUCUGUUGGUGCCCGUUCGUCCGGGUAUCCAGCUAUGACGAGCAGGAGUUGCGCAACAACAACACCCGCCACCGAUCCGGCCACCAGGGUAGCAUGUGCACCCUCUCCCGCGUGAACACCAGGACCAACAGCAUCAAAAAGGCCGUCUCCAGCUGCCGUGGCAAUGCCGGUGUUAACGGAGAUAACAAUGGUAACCAUGGCAACCUACAGGCGGUAGCUAAGUCCAACCUUUACAGUGACCCCGAUGAUGUGGCCGACAAUCAGUUCUCCUGA